AUGGCCAUGUUGGCCGACCUUCUCCAUCCCUUGUGCCGCAUGGCUGUCUAUGCCAGCUUCGGCUUUUUCCUUAUUAUUGUCACUGUGGGUUUGUACCGCGUUACUCUUCACCCGCUUGCUCGAGUUCCCGGUCCCAGAUUAGCCCGCUUGUCGAAUAUUUGGUAUGCUCGCCAAAUAACGAAGGGUCGAGCGGUUCAGUUGGGACUAGAGCUGCACAAAAAGUAUGGCGACGUGGUCCGAGUAGGACCCAAUGAAGUGUGGCUCAAUUCGAAAGAGGCGUUUGACCAGAUAUAUUGUGCUGGCAAAGGAUUUGAGAAAUCCGACUUCUACUUAGGCACAGCUCUGAGCAGGCCAUACGUAGACUGGAAGUUGAAUGCGCACUUUCCGGACACACUGGAUCUUUUAUCGGAACGAGACAUGAAGCGGUAUCGUCUUCAGCGACGUUUAAUAGGACGCGUCUAUAGCGCCGCCAACGUGUCAAGGUACGAGGAAGUCAUCGACUCCACGUUGAAGCUAGCAGUGAAGCGAGUCUCUUCGUUUCAAGGACAGGAAAUCGACCUUUGCGAAUGGAUGCAUAUCAUUACGGUGGAAUGUCUCGGCGCUGCCGUUCUCUCAUGGUCUCCUGGCAUGCUCCGCCACGCUACCGACUGGGGAACAUUAACACAUAGCUAUCGGGGCUGGAGAAGGAAAAGCUUGUUUGGUGUCUUCCCAACUGCGAAGAAACUGGAGCGGUGGUCGCCAGACCUGGGGAGGCACUUCUCCUCGCUAUGGGGCGUGACGUACAAAACUCCUCGAGAUUUCAAGACCUUUUUCCCCGCAGUUCUCGGCCCCAACCCACGCAAGGAUAAAAGGGUCGACUUGUUGAGCGACCUGAUCCAGCUGCACAGAGACAAGCCGGAUUUCACCGAGGACUAUUUGAGAAAAAUGGCCGUGACAAACUUUGGAGCCGGCCACGAAACCAUGGCGUCCACUCUGACGGCAGCAGUUGCCAUGAUCGCGUCUCACAGACACGUGCAGACACGCGUCGAGGACGAGCUGCGGACAACCAACGAAGCACUCGCGUACGCAGGCGGCUCCCGACUCCCCUACACCAGAGCGGCUAUCCGUGAAGCAAUGCGGCUUCACCCCGUGGUGGCCAUGUCGCUCGCCCGAAAUACACCUUCACCCGGACUGCACCUUCAUGGAUUCUACCUUCCACCCAACACCACGGUGGGCUGCAGCCCGGUGUCGCUGCACCGCAACGAGGACAUAUACGGCGCCAAGGCGGAUUGCUACAUCCCCAGUCGCUGGCUGGGCGGCGAGGCGGCGACCGGUCCGGGGGACGGCCCUACCGUGGGAACACUGCGCGCGAUGGAAAAGUACAGCUUGAACUGGGGUGGCGGCUCAAGAAGCUGUCCCGGACGGAACCUGGCAGAGUUGAUGGUGUUUAAAGUCGUUGCCACGCUUUUUGCCAACUUUGAUGUCGAGGUGUCGAUCCCAGGCGACGCAGACAAGGAGGCUUAUUUCCUCUCCAUGUUGUCUGGGGUCAAAGUACGGUUUUUCUGCCCGUUAGGUCAGCACUAG
Ustilaginoidea virens is the source of this 1563-nucleotide messenger RNA. RefSeq lists its product as uncharacterized. The transcript is spliced from 4 exons. Lineage: Eukaryota; Fungi; Ascomycota; Sordariomycetes; Hypocreales; Clavicipitaceae. The record is from RefSeq and is a predicted model, not a curated record. Bases 1 to 1563 code for a protein of 520 amino acids. Gene Ontology annotation, molecular function: oxidoreductase activity, acting on paired donors, with incorporation or reduction of molecular oxygen; iron ion binding; monooxygenase activity.